This is a messenger RNA of Symbiodinium sp. CCMP2592, 1446 nucleotides long. NCBI's taxonomy places the organism in Eukaryota, Dinophyceae, Suessiales, Symbiodiniaceae. The record is from the annotation of a GenBank genome assembly.
AUGCAGGCCACGUGGCCCCUAAUCUUACUAGUGCUGCUCUUGGGCGCUGCAGUGGCGCUGUGCAGCUUCCUCGUUUACGUGACAGAGCUGUACAGGCUCUGUCCUGGUUGGGCACCUGUGCGCAGCUUCGACAAGGACGGAGCUCCGAAAAAGAUGACGUACGGUUCUGCAGCCCCGGCUUCUCCAAAGAGCCAAGAGUACCCUGGGACACUCUUGAGAAGACAUGGCAUCCAGUCCAUGGCGAGGUGGAGUUCCGACCUGCAUUCUGUGACACACAGUCUCCCGGACUACGAUAGCGAUCUGCUGCCGGGCUCGUAUGAGUGCCAGACGUGGGGCGGCUUGGCCAAGGGGCCGGCAAAGGACAGAGUGAAGUUCUGCGGUGACUUUAGUCCUCUGGCAGAGCUCGAGACUGCAGUUUUCGGGCCGACGCGACGAGACAACAUGAGUGAACUGCGAGAGAAGGAGAAGGCCAAGAAGCCCCGAAGGCGCGGUGGGGCAAGUGCCAAUGUGGAGAAAGGCAUCUUUAAGCCGUAUCACUCCGUCAGCGUGCCGAAACAUGCGGAUCUUCUGCACCAUUUUCAAGCCGACAGGCCAAAAACGACCGUCAUGCUGCGGAACAUUCCGAACCGGUACUCUCAGGCAAGCCUUCUGCAAGAAAUCGACCUGGCCGGGUAUCGUGGUACCUACGACUUCUUCUACUUGCCCAUGGACACUCAGAACAGGACAAACGUCGGUUAUGCCUUCAUCAACUUUCUCUCAUCACCCGACCUGGAGCGAUUUAUGGUGGAGUUCGCCGGCUACCUGUUCCAGAACCACUCAAGUCAAAAGGUGGCCAGAGUCUCUUUGGCUCACAUUCAAGGCUUUAUCGAGAAUAUACGCCAUUUCUCAAACCGUGCUGUGUCUCAAUCCCGAAACAGCCAGUACAGGCCCAUCGUGAUUCACCAGGGCGUUCGAAUGGACAUUUCGGAGGCCUACGACUUGCUGUGUUCCGUGCAAGCGGGACAGUCAUCCCAGGACGAUUCUGCAAAGGUACCUCUACCGCCAGGAAGUCUGGCAGUUGCUGAACCACCGGGCCUUUCGGAGAAUUUGCCAUCGAUCUUGCCACACCUGGCAUCUGGUCCCAGCACCAGUGAGGACUACGCGGAGCGCUACUCUGAGGCAAAGAAAGGAUUCGAGGAGGCUGUGUCUAUGCUCCUCAGGUCUUCGUGUUCUGGACGUGAGGCAGAGGCACUCGAACGACCAGAGCUGGAAGACGACGAACGCACGGAAGGAUCUCACAGUCAGCCAGGCUCACCCCGGCGCAUUUUUCAGGGUGUGCCUGGCGCAAAGAACAUCCCAGUGCCGUUCUUCCUCGGGGAGAGCCCUCAAGGCGGAGCCGAAGCCAGCGAUUUGGCGACACCUCGCACGAACAGGACUCUGUUCGUACACGGGCGAUUCUCGGCUUGA